CAGUUCUCAAUCGGCGAUGGAUGCAUCGUCAGAUAUAUUUUUUGCCUAUGUGAGCCAACGACAGAAAUCUGACACCGUCGUCUGUGUCACGACGACAGAAAUCCGACACCGUCGUCAUGUGUCGUCAUAUCCGUGGGUCCAAGCACUCGUGAACUAA
Molecule: messenger RNA, 157 nt
Organism: Paraglomus occultum
Lineage: Eukaryota; Fungi; Glomeromycota; Glomeromycetes; Paraglomerales; Paraglomeraceae
Source: the annotation of a GenBank genome assembly